Messenger RNA from Arxiozyma heterogenica, 2577 nucleotides. RefSeq names its product dipeptidyl aminopeptidase (gene DAP2). Gene Ontology annotation, biological process: proteolysis. The coding region runs from base 1 to 2577 and encodes 858 amino acids. NCBI's taxonomy places the organism in Eukaryota, Fungi, Ascomycota, Saccharomycetes, Saccharomycetales, Saccharomycetaceae. The record is from RefSeq and is a predicted model, not a curated record. Gene Ontology annotation, cellular component: plasma membrane. The transcript has a single exon. Gene Ontology annotation, molecular function: dipeptidyl-peptidase activity; serine-type endopeptidase activity.
AUGGAACCUACAGAGGUUGAUAGAUUAAUUACACCAGAAGCAAACACUGGAAGAGACCCUCUUACUGAAAGACCUAUAAUGUCAACUACAACUGAGGAAAAUGAUGAAGACAUUGAACGCAUACCAGAGAGGCACCUCAAGACAUACAGAAUACACUUACUUGAUAGACUUAUUAAAUUGGGGGUUUUGGGUUUAUUAAUUGUUUGGGGAUUUGUUGUUUUAAUUAAAUUGGUUCCAGCAAAACUUACUACCCCUAAGGACACUGACGUAUACCACUCCAAUGAUACUUUUAGAUUACCUGACCCAUAUAUGACUGAAGAGGGAUUAUUAAAAGUUUCAUUUAAUUAUACUAGAAACGAAAGUUUUGUACCUCAAAUUCACACUUUACAGUGGUUAAGGAACAAUGCUUUGGAAGAUACAAAUAAUGAUAAAGGAUUAUACUUUACAUCUAUAAAUAAUACAUAUCAAAUAAGAUCGGUUAUUGAUGCCAGUUAUUCCAGGAUUCUUUUUGAGGGUCAAAAUAUAACAUAUGGAAACCGUAAUUUUACUGUAGAGACAAUAACAGCUUCCCCAGACUUAAGUAAACUGUUAAUUAAAACAAAUUGUAUUCAGAAUUGGAGACAUUCGAGCUUUUCAACAUAUUUUGUUUUCAUUGAAGAAGAUUUUUCAAUCCAACAUAUUGGAGAUUCAAUUGCAUUGACUCAAUGGUCACCAAAUUCUAUUGAGUUGGCUUACGUACAAGACAACAAUAUCUAUUUGUAUUCCACUAAAACGAAACAAACCAUUACUCAGAUUACAAAUGAUGGAAAUCACCAGAUAUUUAAUGGUAGGCCAGACUGGGUUUAUGAAGAAGAGAUCUUCGAAACUGACAGAACACUAUGGUGGUCACCAAACGGUAAAUAUCUUGCCUUUUUAAAAAUUGAUGAAACAGAGGUAGAAGAAUAUAUUAUACCAUAUUUUGUUCACAACAAGGUAGGUCAAUACCCAGAGAUGAAAAGUAUUAGAUAUCCAAAGAGCGGUACCCCAAAUCCAAAAGUAGAAUUACUGGUUUAUGAUACUGAGAAUGAUUCUAUAUAUAGAAGUUUCGUUAAUCAUGGCAAGUUUCAUGAUUCUAUCCUAAUCACAGAAGUAAAGUGGAUGGGUAAUAAUAACUUGAUUGCAAAAGUUACUGACCGUUCUUCUAAUGAUUUGAAUGUUGUUUUUAUUGAUUUGAGGACUCAAGAAACCAAAGUAGUGAGAUCAGAAUCUUCUAAUGAAAGUUGGUGGGAAAUCACUCGUAAAACUAUGCACAUCCCAAAAGAUCUAAAAAAGGGGAGAACGCAUAAUGGUUAUGUAGAUUUAAUGCCUGUCAAUGGUUAUAAUCAUUUAGUAUAUUUUUCAUCUCUUAUAGCAACAACUCCUAUUAUUUUGACAAGCGGUCAUUGGGAGGUUAUCUCUGGUCCCAUAGCUUUUGAUAAUAGAUUAGAAAGAAUAUAUUUCCAAGCCACCAAAAAAUCAUCCACAGAAAGACAUAUAUACUAUGUUUCUUUAAAAAAACCAAAUCAAAUCUAUGAAGUAACAGAUACAUCUAAACCUGGAGUUUACGAUAUUACAUUUUCGUCGAACUGUGAGUAUGCACUUUUAACAUAUGAAGGUCCGGAGAUCCCAUUCCAAAAAAUUAUCAGAGUGAAUGUUGAUAAAUCUGAUGAUAAAGUGAUAGGAAAUAAAAUUGGUAAGACAGUCUAUUAUUUGGAGAAAAAUGAAAUAUUAAAGAAUAGACUAAAAUCUUUCAGUAUACCGAAGAAAACUUACAAGGAGCUAAAUCUGGGUAAAGAUAACAAAGGCAAUGAUAUCUUAGUCAAUGCUAUUGAAGUCCUCCCUGAUGGAUUCAACAAAACCUUAAAAAACUAUUACCCUGUAUUCUUCUAUCCAUAUGGUGGUCCCAAUUCCCAACAAGUCAUUCAAAAAUUUUCUAUUGGCUUUAGUGAAGUUAUUUCAUCUCAGUUGAAUGCUAUUGUAGUCAUUGUAGAUGGUCGUGGAACUGGUUGUAAAGGUAUUCAGUUCAGAUCAUUAGUACGUGGAAAUUUAGGUGAAUACGAAGCCAUUGAUCAAAUAAAUGCAGCCACUCUUUAUUCCAAGAGGGAGUAUGUAAACUCUGAUAAGAUAGCAAUAUUUGGCUGGUCAUAUGGUGGAUACCUGACAUUGAAGACUCUAGAGAAGGAUGCAGGGAAAACAUUUAAAUAUGGACUCUCUGUUGCCCCUGUCACAGAUUGGAGAUUUUACGAUUCUGUAUACACAGAACGUUACAUGUAUACCCCACAGGAGAAUCUUGAUGGGUACAAAAAGUCUCGCGUGUUUAAUGUAACUUCUAUCGGACAAGCUAAACGGUUCUUAUUAAUGCAUGGAACUGGAGAUGAUAAUGUUCAUUUCCAACACUCUUUAGUAUUUUUAGACCAACUAAAUCAAGCUAACAUAGAAAACUAUGAUGUACACAUAUUUCCUGAUUCUGAUCAUGCAAUCAAAUACCAUAAUGCAAAUGUCAUUGUCUAUGACAAAUUAUUAGACUGGACUAGGAAUGCUUUUACAGAAAGAUUUUAA